AUGCACCUCCAGCUGCGGCCGGGCGCUCCGGUCAUCCGGGCAGCGCGCACCACCACAACGUCAAGAUUACGCUCUUUAGUCUGCUCACAAUGCGCAGCAGUCGCCGUGGCCAAAAAUGUCGUGUCCAACGCGAUAUCUUCACGCACCUCCAAGCUAAACAGUGACCUCAUGACGGUCGACCCCCUCCGUGCCGUCGCUAAGGAGAUGAAGUUCCUCACAGGCAACAUACGGAAGCUCCUCGGUUCGGGACACCCCUCGCUGGAUCGCGUCGCAAAGUACUAUACAGAAGCAGAGGGGAAGCACAUGCGACCACUGAUUGUGCUGCUCAUGUCGCGAGCUACACAUCUAUGCCCAAAGGCGCCGGAACUGCCACAGAAUCAGCGCGAACCCUCGCCCAUACAGUCAAUACCGGUCGACACGUCCAUGACCCCACUCUCCAUCCUCCGCGACUUCAACCCCUCCAUCGCCAACCCAACCUCCGUCCCUACGCCUCUCACCCCCGAAGCCGACACGCCCUCUGUAGAGACCGACAUCCUCCCCUCCCAGCGCCGUCUCGCUGAGAUCACAGAGCUGAUUCACACCGCCUCCCUCCUCCAUGACGAUGUCAUCGACCACUCCGUUUCCCGCCGCGGGUCCCCCUCUGCCAACCUCGAGUUUGGCAACAAGAUGGCCGUGCUGGCGGGCGACUUUCUGCUGGGCCGCGCCUCCGUCGCCCUCGCGCGCCUGCGCAAUGCAGAGGUCGUCGAGCUGCUGGCCACCGUCAUCGCCAACCUGGUCGAGGGCGAGUUCAUGCAGCUCAAGAACACGGCCGCCGACGAGACCCGCCCGGUCUGGAGCGAGGACGCGCUGGGCUACUACCUGAACAAGACCUACCUGAAGACCGCCAGUCUCAUCUCCAAGAGCUGUCGUGCUGCCGCGCUACUGGGCGGCGCGAGCGCCGAGACCGUCGAGGCCGCCUACGGGUACGGUAAGAACCUGGGCCUGGCGUUCCAGCUUGUGGACGACAUGUUGGACUACACGCGCUCCGAGCGCGAGCUGGGAAAGCCGGCGGGCGCGGAUCUGGAGUUGGGACUGGCUACGGCGCCGCUGCUGUUCGCGUGGAGAGAUAGGCCGGAGCUGGGCGAGCUGGUGGGGAGGAAGUUUGCCGGAGAGGGUGACGUGAGAAGGGCUCGUGAACUUGUCCUUGAGACGGAAGGCAUUGAGGAGACUCGCGCCCUGGCCGAAGACUAUGCACAAAAAGCGAUUGAGUGUAUCAGUGGCUUCCCUGACAGCGAGGCGAAGGACGGCUUGGUGGAGAUGGCCGUCAAGACCAUCAGGAGGAAGAAGUAA
Molecule: messenger RNA, 1329 nt
Organism: Cryphonectria parasitica EP155
Lineage: Eukaryota; Fungi; Ascomycota; Sordariomycetes; Diaporthales; Cryphonectriaceae
Exons: 3
Coding region: 1-1329 (442 amino acids)
Biological process (GO): isoprenoid biosynthetic process; ubiquinone biosynthetic process
Cellular component (GO): transferase complex
Molecular function (GO): prenyltransferase activity
Source: RefSeq, a predicted model, not a curated record